ACGGAAGAGUUGAGGCCAUCUUGUGAACGAAGUCUUUUCUUUUCGAUGUUCCGCAGUCACGAGAUGAGUAAUUAAUAAGAAGAAAAGACAACAUGAAUCGCAAUCGUCUAUCGUCAAAUGUUUCUGAGAAUUCGCCCACUGACGACAGACUGCAGAACGUUUUAGGAAGUUUCGACGAUGAACAAUCUCCCAUCGUCGAAGGAAGUAAUUUGCGCUUUUCGCGAAGUGCUGCAAGGAGCGAUGUCUUUCUCGAAGAACCCGAAGCUGCUGCCCUGGCUCAAUACGAUGAUUUUAACACCAUCGAUUGGGUUCGUGAUCGGCAAAGAGAACGAAAACGUUUUCGAGAAAUGAGAAGGAUGAAGCGUGGAACUUUCUGGCAGCGACUCAGACAAGCGAACGAUGCAUGGGCUGGCUGGCUGAUAGUCUUUCUUGUUGGCCUGGCUGCCGGUCUGUGCGCCGGAAUCAUAGACAUUGGAACUACCUGGAUGACAGAUUUAAAGCUUGGCCUAUGCCCGGAAAAUCUCUGGUUUAAUAAAGAAUCGUGUUGCUGGUCGGACAACACAAGUUUUGAAGAAGUGGGUUGUAAUCAGUGGAAGUCAUGGGCUCAGAUAUUGACCCAUUCUGACAGCGGAGCUGUAGCUUACGUCAUUGACUAUUUCCUCUACAUUAUUAUUUCAUUAUUGUUCGGUUUGCUUGCUGUUACUCUUGUUCGAUGGUUUGCGCCAUAUGCUUGUGGCAGUGGGAUCCCUGAGAUCAAGACAAUAUUAAGUGGUUUCAUCAUUCGUGGUUACCUUGGGCGGUGGACACUGAUCAUUAAAUCAUUGUCGAUGAUGCUUGCUGUGUCUGCUGGUCUGAGUCUCGGAAAAGAAGGUCCUCUAGUUCAUGUAGCAAGUUGUUGUGGAAACUUCUUCUCGUACGUGUUCGCCAAAUAUCACAAGAAUGAAGCCAAGAAAAGAGAGGUUCUGUCAGCUGCUGCUGCAGCUGGUGUGUCUGUGGCUUUUGGAGCUCCUAUUGGUGGUGUCCUGUUUAGUUUAGAAGAGGUUAGUUAUUACUUUCCAAUGAAGACGUUAUGGAGGUCCUUCUUCUGUGCAAUGAUUGCUGCCUUUACACUGAAGUACAUGAAUCCCUUUGGGACUGGCCACCUGGUUAUGUUUUAUGUGGAAUACACCAAUCCUUGGAAACUCUUUGAACUUCUGCCAUUUAUUCUACUGGGGGUCUUAGGGGGGCUGAUCGGUGCUUUUUUCAUCAAAGCUAAUUUGUGGUAUUGUAAACGCAGGAAAAUGUCAAAAUUAGGAAAAUAUCCAAUUUUAGAGGUCAUACUGGUGACACUUGUUACAGCCUUGCUGGCUUAUCCCAAUCCAUAUUCCAGACAAAGUAGCAGUGUGUUAAUCAAGCACCUGUUCAGUCAGUGUGGUCCAGAUGAUGCCACAGAGUUAUGUGACUAUGAAACUAGCAACUCCACAUUGAAUGUUAAUGAUCCAAACUGGCCUGGGGCCAAGGCAGGGGCCGGAGUGCUUAAAGCAGUUUGGCAGUUGAUUCUGGCCAUGAUUUUCAAAGCUAUCAUUACAGUGUUCACUUUUGGGAUAAAGGUUCCUGCUGGGUUGUUUAUUCCAAGCAUGGCUAUUGGUGCUUGUAUGGGAAGAGUUCUUGGUAUUGGAAUGGAACAACUUGCCUUCUACAACCCACACUGGUACAUUUUUGAGUCAUCAUGUGGCAAGUCAAUUGCAACCUGCAUAACUCCUGGUUUGUAUGCAAUGGUUGGCGCUGCAGCAGUGCUUGGUGGAGUCACAAAAAUGACAGUCUCGCUUGUUGUGAUUAUGUUUGAGUUGACAGGAGGACUGAUGUACAUAGUUCCUCUAAUGGUAGCCGUCAUGAUGAGUAAAUGGGUUGGAGAUGCGUUUGUAAAGGAAGGAAUUUAUGAUGGCCAUAUACAUCUCAAUGGUUACCCAUUCCUGGACAGCAAAGAAGAAUUCACUCACACAACACUAGCAGCAGAUGUCAUGAGACCUAGAAAAAAUGACCCUCCAUUGUCAUGCAUAACACAAGACAGCUUUACUGUUGGAGAACUAGAACAACUUCUUGAAGAAACAGACUUCAAGGGCUUCCCAGUGAUUGUAGAUAACGAAUCUCAAAGACUUGCAGGGUUUGUCUUAAGGAGAGAUCUAAACAUUGCCAUUAGUCAUGCAAGGGCGCGUGAUGAAGAAGUGGUGUCGGCGUCACAGGUUUACUUCUUACCCAAUCCCCCAAGGUACCACCCGCCUGGUCAGCCACCUGCUUUGAGCCUUAGACAUAUUGUGGACCAGAGCCCAAUACAAAUCACUGACGCUACGCCCAUGGAAACAGUAGUGGAAAUGUUCCGCAAAGUUGGGCUGAGACAGACACUUGUUACACACAAUGGUCGUUUGUUGGGAAUCAUCACUAAGAAGGAUGUUCUACGUCACAUAGCCACAUUAGCCAAUCAGGAUCCAGAUUCUAUACUCUUCCAUUAAUUAUUAAGCAUGUCAGUAAUUUUGAAUGUAAGAGAGGUAUAUAUUCUUGCAGCAUCUAAUGGUUUAUCAUUUAAAAACAACUUCAUUCCAUUCGCCCUACAUUUGAAAACAUACGCUUCCUCUGACUCCCAUCAGAAGUUUCAAUUCCAGCUGCACUGUGAGAAUAGACAAAUUUUUGAUAUCUUGUAUGCCAUUAUGAAAAUAAGCUGAAAAUCAUGUUUAGCCAUAGACUAAAUUUUACAGUUUAGUGUGCACUAGUCUCACUUGCAACAUGAACUGAAAACCCAUGAAAUAAUAUUCACUAGACAUAGAAUAAAUGCAUUAUUCAAUAAUUGAUUUGUUUACAAUCUCAACAAUGUGCCAAGUGAUUUUUGACUUCUGGUAAAACACAUGCUGGGAAUUUCUUGGUUAAAGACAUUUACAAAAGGAAGAAAUUCAUAUUAUAGUAAUGAUGCAAAAAAAAAA
Messenger RNA from Orbicella faveolata, 2954 nucleotides. RefSeq names its product H(+)/Cl(-) exchange transporter 5-like. Gene Ontology annotation, biological process: transmembrane transport; chloride transport. The record is from RefSeq and is a predicted model, not a curated record. Gene Ontology annotation, cellular component: early endosome; Golgi apparatus; plasma membrane. Gene Ontology annotation, molecular function: voltage-gated chloride channel activity. Lineage: Eukaryota; Metazoa; Cnidaria; Anthozoa; Scleractinia; Merulinidae.